Arabis nemorensis is the source of this 2847-nucleotide messenger RNA. NCBI's taxonomy places the organism in Eukaryota, Viridiplantae, Streptophyta, Magnoliopsida, Brassicales, Brassicaceae. The record is from the annotation of a GenBank genome assembly.
AUGACGUCUGAUAUCUCGUGGGAUGAAAUCAAGAAAGAAAAUGUGGAUCUUGAGCGGAUCCCUGUGGAAGAAGUGUUUGAGCAGUUGAAAUGCUCAAAAGAAGGUUUGUCAAGCGAUGAAGGGAAGAAGAGGCUUGAGAUAUUCGGACCAAACAAGCUUGAAGAGAAAUCAGAAGACAAGUUUUUGAAAUUUUUGGGGUUUAUGUGGAAUCCUCUCUCAUGGGUUAUGGAGUCAGCUGCAAUUAUGGCUAUUGUUUUAGCCAAUGGAGGAGGAAAACCGCCAGAUUGGCAAGAUUUCAUCGGUAUUAUGGUGUUGCUUGUCAUCAACUCCACCAUUAGCUUCAUCGAGGAGAAUAAUGCUGGCAAUGCCGCUGCUGCUCUCAUGGCAAAUCUUGCCCCCAAAACUAAGGUGUUGAGGGAUGGAAAAUGGGGAGAGCAAGAGGCUUCAAUCCUGGUUCCAGGUGAUCUAAUAAGCAUCAAAUUGGGUGACAUCGUUCCUGCUGAUGCUCGUCUCCUCGAGGGAGAUCCUCUUAAAAUUGACCAAUCUGCUCUCACCGGUGAAUCUCUUCCAGUCACCAAACACCCUGGAGAUGAAGUAUUCUCAGGUUCAACAUGCAAACAAGGCGAGAUUGAGGCUGUUGUGAUUGCCACGGGUGUACACACUUUCUUUGGUAAGGCUGCUCAUCUUGUCGACAGUACCAACAACGUUGGCCACUUCCAAAAGGUUCUGACGGCAAUUGGUAACUUCUGUAUAUGCUCAAUUGGCUUGGGGAUGUUGAUUGAGAUAGUAAUUAUGUAUCCUAUUCAACACCGCUCAUAUAGAGAUGGUAUUGAUAAUCUAUUGGUACUUCUCAUCGGAGGAAUCCCAAUCGCCAUGCCAACUGUUUUAUCAGUGACAAUGGCUAUUGGGUCACAUAGGCUCUCUCAACAGGGUGCAAUCACCAAAAGAAUGACUGCGAUUGAAGAAAUGGCUGGGAUGGACGUUCUUUGCAGUGAUAAGACUGGAACUCUAACCCUUAACAAGCUCUCUGUCGACAAGUCAUUGAUUGAAGUAUUCCCAAGGAACAUGGAUACUGAUGCAGUUGUAUUGAUGGCUGCAAGAGCCUCUAGAAUCGAAAACCAAGACGCCAUUGAUGCUUCCAUUGUUGGGAUGUUGGGUGACCCGAAAGAGGCAAGAGAAGGAAUCACAGAGGUUCAUUUCUUACCCUUUAACCCUGUUGAUAAGCGUACAGCCAUCACAUACAUCGAUGAAAACGGAGACUGGCAUCGGUGUAGCAAAGGAGCUCCUGAGCAGAUCAUUGAGCUCUGCAAACUCCAAGGAGAGACAAAAAGAAAAGCCCAUGAAGUUAUCGAUGGUUUUGCUGAACGUGGGCUUCGCUCUCUCGGGGUGUCUCGACAGAGUGUACCUGAGAAGAGCAAGGAGAGUGAUGGUAGUCCAUGGGAAUUUGUUGGUCUGCUGCCACUAUUUGACCCACCAAGACAUGACAGUGCAGAAACGAUCAGAAGAGCCCUUGAGCUUGGUGUCAAUGUAAAGAUGAUUACUGGUGAUCAACUUGCCAUUGGUAUCGAGACUGGUCGUAGGCUUGGAAUGGGAACAAACAUGUACCCAUCCACUUCACUCCUUGGCAAUUCUAAGGACGAUUCAUUAGUUGGCAUCCCUAUCGAUGAGCUCAUUGAGAAAGCUGAUGGAUUUGCUGGAGUUUUCCCUGAGCACAAGUAUGAGAUCGUAAAGAAACUACAAGAGAGGAAGCACAUUUGUGGGAUGACUGGAGAUGGUGUAAACGAUGCUCCAGCUUUAAAGAAAGCAGAUAUUGGAAUUGCUGUGGCUGAUGCGACUGAUGCGGCGAGAAGCGCCUCAGACAUUGUUUUAACGGAACCAGGAUUAAGCGUGAUAGUGAGUGCCGUGCUGACAAGUCGAGCAAUCUUUCAAAGGAUGAAAAACUACACAAUCUACGCUGUUUCCAUCACUAUUCGUAUUGUUUUGGGAUUCAUGCUCGUAGCUUUGAUAUGGAGAUUUGAUUUUUCACCUUUCAUGGUUUUGAUUAUCGCAAUCCUAAACGAUGGAACCAUCAUGACAAUCUCUAAGGAUAGGGUCAAACCUUCUCCGGUGCCUGAUUCUUGGAAACUCAAUGAAAUUUUUGCCACCGGCGUUGUUCUAGGAACCUACAUGGCUCUUACCACAGUGCUCUUUUUCUGGCUUGCUCAUGAUACUACCUUCUUUAGCAAAACAUUUGGGGUAAGGUCCAUUCAUGGCAAAGAAAAGGAGCUUAUGGCAGCUUUGUACCUUCAAGUGAGUAUCAUAAGUCAAGCACUCAUCUUUGUCACAAGAUCAAGGAGUUGGUCAUUCGUUGAGCGACCUGGGUUUUUGCUCAUCAUAGCCUUUAUUUUGGCACAAUUGGUGGCUACAUUGAUCGCCGUAUAUGCAAACUGGGGAUUUGCAAGGAUCCUUGGUUGCGGAUGGGGAUGGGCUGGAGUUAUAUGGUUAUACAGUAUCAUUACCUACACUCCUCUUGACAUUCUCAAGUUCAUCAUCCGUUACUCUCUCACUGGCAAGGCUUGGGAUAAUAUGAUUCAACAAAAAACUGCUUUCACAACAAAGAAAGAUUAUGGUAAAGGAGAAAGGGAGGCUCAGUGGGCAUUAGCUCAACGUACACUUCAUGGCCUUCCACCACCAGAGGCAAUGUUCCAUGACAAGAACCAUGAGCUCUCUGAAAUAGCAGAGCAGGCCAAGAGGCGUGCCGAGGUGGCUAGGUUGAGAGAGCUUCACACUCUAAAGGGCCACGUUGAAUCUGUAGUGAAGCUCAAGGGGCUCGACAUUGAUACCAUUCAACAACACUACACUGUUUAA